AUGGACCCGCGUCACGGCAAUUCCCUCUCGCCCGCCUGGCCUUUACCGGAUGCGUUUCCCUCGACUGGUUACAACUUCACGGUGCCUGCGUCUCAGCCUCUGGAGCUCGCCGGCCUUAAUCCUUACGCUCUUCCACAUGCAAAUCAACAAGUCCAUUCGAUUGAGCCGAACGUCAGGGAUGCGGUCCACCUUCUGGCCACCUUCGGCCUUAGUCAGAGGCAGAUCCGCAAACUUCGGAAACCACAGUAUCGUACCGCGCUUUCCUGCCUUGCGCAGAUAGGCGAGGAUGACAUUGACAUGGCCUAUAUCGCGAUUUUUUCAGAGCGGAUGAGACCGACAUCGGAUCCGGUGUCCGCUCACCAUCUCUCUGCCGUGCCCAGCCUCGUUUCAGACCAAACCAGUCUCAGGGCGUCUAUGGCUACGGAUUUCAGCAUCCCCAUGUCCGAUAGUAGUGCCCAUGGAUCUGGACAUGUCCCGAAUCUGACCUAUGGAACGGCCCAGUUUGGAGCAAUCCCGGACGAAGCGAACAUGGCCACGACAAAAAGCCUCCAUGAUAGUCAAACACCCUUCUUCGGUGUCUCUGACCACGACAAGAUGGAGUACGAACCGGCUCCUCAGCAUUUGGAUCCUGUAACAAUACCUCGACAACAACCGCGCCCUCAGGUCCUUUCGCCUAGACCAGAUACUGCGGUGACACCAUCUUCCGCGGCCGGAGAACGGAAUCGCUCGAAACUUGAUCCUGCGAAUCACUCAUUCUUCAUUUCCAGCCACGACCGUCAACGCAAUCGGCCUCCCCAACCCAGGUUUCCGUGUCCCGAACGUGGCUGUCGCAAAGAUUUCUCCUCUACCAGGGAGUUUGCGAAGCAUCUCUGCGGAGACCACGACAAGAAUGUCAUUUUCCACUGCUUGCAUUGUCAACACGUUACUUUCCAGACAGGCCGUGCUGAAAUGUGGACGAGACAUCAUAAACUGCGACACGCUUCAUGUUUAACAGAGGGCAGAUGCGUCCAAGAGACGCGUGGGCCAGAGAGGAAAUAUUGGGGCUGCGGGCUGUGCCUGGAGGUUUUUACCGACGCAAAAUCGUACGCUUCUCAUUAUGCCGACCACUUCAAGAACAACAGGUCUCUAGAACAGAGCGACGUUAGCUCGUCCACCACGAUUCAGAGCUUGCUCAUGCAGGACGCCACCCACGAGAGGUGGCAGAAUCGCAAUGCCAGGAGUGUUGGCUAUGACGGCUUGACGUAUCAUCGUUCAUGGGACCGCGUUGACAUGUCAGACAUCAGAGACGCUCUGGAGUACGGCAGUUUCGAAGGAGCCAGCAUUUCCGAACCAGAUGUUGCUGAACGCCUUCUUGACGAGAUCGAAAAACGGGCAAUAAUGCAGCCGAGUGGCACGCAUCAUCCUUAUCCCGUCAUUGAGAUGUCCAAUGCCUCUCUGGGAGGUGCCGGGCUUCUGCCAACCACGCGACUUUACGAGUGA
This is a messenger RNA of Cladophialophora carrionii CBS 160.54, 1479 nucleotides long. RefSeq lists its product as uncharacterized. The transcript has a single exon. The coding region runs from base 1 to 1479 and encodes 492 amino acids. The record is from RefSeq and is a predicted model, not a curated record. Lineage: Eukaryota; Fungi; Ascomycota; Eurotiomycetes; Chaetothyriales; Herpotrichiellaceae.